Carassius auratus (goldfish) is the source of this 2315-nucleotide messenger RNA. RefSeq names its product pro-neuregulin-2, membrane-bound isoform-like. The record is from RefSeq and is a predicted model, not a curated record. Gene Ontology annotation, molecular function: signaling receptor binding. NCBI's taxonomy places the organism in Eukaryota, Metazoa, Chordata, Actinopteri, Cypriniformes, Cyprinidae. The transcript is spliced from 8 exons. The coding region runs from base 1134 to 2315 and encodes 393 amino acids. Gene Ontology annotation, biological process: nervous system development; intracellular signal transduction; animal organ development.
CAAUGGCACAUUCAUUCUCUCGCGACGCGUUUACGCAUGAUGUAACCCUAAAGUUCAAGUUAAAAUCCAGUCCAAAACUGUGCACAAAACAGUCCUCAAGACUGUGGCGAAUCAUUCUGUUUAUUUAGCUUGACUUGUCAUGAUGGCGCAAUGAGCGGUCCCCUCCACUCAUUAUAGAUCCCUGGGUACAUGGCAAAUACCCGCAGGACCUGUUGCCGGGGUAAAUAUGGCUGAAAGGAUGGUCGGUGGUUUGCUGUGUAUCUGUCUUCUUGGCGCUUGGCGGAUCGCUUUUUGGGGCAAAAUGGUGAAUGUGACCUGAAUACGGAUUGUUCUCGAGUAGAAAAUCACGGCAAACGCACUUUUCACAAGGCAUUGAUUGCAUUCUAGCUGCUUUUCGCAGCGUUAGUCAUCGCGUAAGCGGUCUGCCGCGGUGGCCCGCCUGCCGUAUCUCUAUUAGUUGAUGUCGCAAGCGUAUUUACACAAUUUACGCACAUUUGCGCCGACAGACUGCCUGCUUUCGAGGGAUCUCUUUGUACGGCUGGUUGGCCGGUCGGACGCUUCCGUGUCAUUAGUGCAUUUGCGCCCAAGAGACGGUUGAGAUCUGCUCACGUAAAGCCACGGAGCGGAAGGAGCGCGCUUGUUGCAUCGCCCAGCCGAACAGCAGCGCGUCGUUUGCGCGGCGGAGCGCGUUUUUGAACCUUUUUUGCAUCUCUGCCGCUUUUGUGUGCACGAGCGAGGCUUCUUUCUGCCCGUCCGCGCGAUGUUCAUGAUGGUGAUGAUGACAUUGGCUGGAUAGAGCUAGCUAUAGAGAGAGAGAGAGCGAUAGAUAGAUAGAGAGAGAGGGAGUGUGUGCGAGAGGAGCGUCUUGCAGCAAAGGAGCGUCAUUUAUGCAUGCAUGCUUAUUGAGUUUGGGGAUUGUGUUUGAAGGAGAAUGCAGCAGCCCAGCAGUGACCGGGGCUGAUUCUGGUUCCUCAGCGGCUGGUGUUUCCCCGUCACCAAGUGCAUGGGGAAAACAGUACACGCAGAUGGCAUGGACACUUGCGCAAGCCCAUUCGCACUCAGUCCCCCAGCACCUUCUGCCCCGAGAGCACUGCAGCAGCGCCGCCGGCCGCCCCUGAGCCACAGCAGACGGCAUGAGGAGGCUUGAUCCGGUGCAUUUCUCCAUGCUCGUCAUCGGGGUCUCCUUCGCCUGUUACGCCCCGAGUUUGGAUUCGCUGCAGGACCAGGCUUACCGAUCGGCCGUGGUGAUCGAAGGCGAGGUGAGCUCGCUUCCCGAGAACGUCUCCGUGGAGCCUUACAGUGUGAAUGUCAAAGUGCUGGACGUGUGGCCGGUGAACAGCGGCGGGCUGGAGCGCGAGCAGCUCGUCACCGUCGGGGAAUUCGGCUCCGAGGCUCCGUGCGUGGCGGUGGAGAAGCACCACAGAUAUAUCUUUUUCAUGGACCCUACGGAGGAGCCUUUAGUAUUCAAAGCGUCGUUUGCUCCUCUGGACAGCACAGAGAAGACCCUCAAGAAAGAUGUUGAGAGCAUAUUGUGUGAAGACUGCGCAUCAGCUCCGAAGGUGAAGCCCAUGGAUUCUCAGUGGCUCCUGGAAGGUAAAAAGUUAACACUCAAGUGUGAAGCUGUGGGCAACCCAAGCCCCUCCUUCAACUGGUACAAAGAUGGCAGCCAGCUCCACAAGAGGAAAGACGUCAAAAUCAAAUCCAACAAGAAAAAUUCAAAGCUUCACAUCAGCAGAGUGAGACUGGUGGAUUCUGGGAACUACACCUGUGUGGUGGAAAACUCGCUGGGCAGAGAAAACACCACCAGCUACGUCAGCAUCCAAAGCAUAACCACUACAUUGUCUCCGGGCUCAAGUCAUGCCAGGAAGUGCAAUGAAACUGAGAAGACAUACUGCGUUAAUGGUGGAGACUGUUAUUUCAUACAUGGUAUAAAUCAGCUGUCCUGCAAGUGUCCAAAUGACUAUACCGGUGAACGCUGUCAAACCUCCGUUAUGGCCGGUUUCUACAAGCAUCUUGGAAUUGAAAUCAUGGAGGCUGAGGAGCUAUACCAAAAACGUGUGCUGACGAUAACGGGCAUCUGCGUGGCACUGCUGGUGGUUGGCAUCGUGUGUGUAGUGGCAUACUGCAAAACCAAGAAACAAAGGAAGAAGAUGCAUAACCACCUGCACCAGAACAUGUGUGCUGAGCAUCCGAACCGCAUGCUGGCAAACGGACCCAACCAUCCCGGCCCCGGCCCUAGCCCUGAGGAAAUCCCCAUGGUGGAUGUGAGUUUACAUGCCUCUCAUUUCCUGUAUGCUAAGAUAUCUUUUGCUUGA